Gigantopelta aegis is the source of this 2667-nucleotide messenger RNA. Its product is annotated as zinc finger protein 862-like. The record is from RefSeq and is a predicted model, not a curated record. The transcript is spliced from 3 exons. Lineage: Eukaryota; Metazoa; Mollusca; Gastropoda; Neomphalida; Peltospiridae. The coding region runs from base 862 to 2493 and encodes 543 amino acids.
CCGUUGGUCAUGUUCGAUUUUCGGGUAUUGUCGGAAAUUGUUAACCUACGGACAUUGACGACUGAGUAUUGGAUAACGUCAGUGUCGAAAAGUUGUAUACGCGAAUAUAUUUCGAUUUACAAUUUUCGAAUCGAUAUGUCUAAAGAAAUCCAAGGUAAUUCUGUGCAAUUAAGUACUUUUCUUAAGUGGUCCGUAGGUGAUGUGAUUUCUUGGAACAGCGAAACCCAAACGCGGACAGGAAAUGGUCGUCAGGAUUUCGUGCAAGUUGUGUGGAAAACACGUGGAUAAAAUAAAAAAGGACUCAAAAAUCCGUGGCCAAAUUCAAAAAGAGGUAGAAGUGUUUGCCACAGGAACGACAAAUGUGAAGAAGCAUGCUAUUGACAGGCAUUUGGGCAGUGCAGCACAUCGUGUGGCUAUAGAUUACGAACAUUUAUUGGGUGAUGAAGAUUGUAUAGUGGGCGAUACUCCUAUACUGUCAGCAUCUACACCACGAAGCCAACCGGCAAUUGACAUUUCAUUAAACCAAGCAUCCAGAGACGCAUACAAGGAAUUAUUAAAAACUGCAUACCAAAUAGCAGUUGAUGGCUUGCCACUCCGUACGUUUACGUCAUUUAUUCAAGUUCAAAAAGAAAAUGGUGUAGUUAAUUUCGGGCUGUGAUUCCCCUCAGAAGGCUGUUGAAUUUAUAAACUAUAUUGCCAAUCAACAGAGAAUUGCCAUUAAUAAAAUCCUGAGUUGCAGCAUCUGCUUCUGUUUUGAGUGAUGGUAGUCAGGCCAGGAAGACAGGAUGUGAGGAGGAGUUGGUUUUCGUUCGAGUUGUUCACAAAGGCAAACCUGUAUACUUCUGCAUUGGACUGCAAGAUAUGGAUACAUAUGGUGCAGCUAAUGCGGAAAACCUGAAGCAGGCAAUAGAUGAUGUUUUCAUCAAGGCCAUCAAGCUCUCUGAAGAACAAUACUCAAAUGCUCUAAUCUCAGCAGCUGCAGAUGGUGCCUCUGUAAAUACUGGGGUUUACUCAGGACUUCUUGCACGAUUGUCACAAACACGACCAUGGAUGGUGAAUAUUCACUGCAUUUCCCACAGGAUUGAAUUAGCAGUAAAAGAUGCCAUGCUUGAUACCAAAAGAAGCAAAGCAUUCUCUGAUGUUCAGCAAUUCAUGAUAACGUUGUACUACCUGUUCAAGAAAUCUCCGAAGGUCAGCCGACAUUUACAUUCAACAGCAGAAGCAUUGGAUGUACAAGUGUACAAGGUGAAAAAAGUCCACGGUACCAGAUUUGUCUGCCAUCAGUUACUAGGACUACAGUCUCUGAUAAAUGAUUGGGUUGUGCUUGCUCUAUCUGUGGAGAACUCCUUGGCAUCGAAAAACAAAACAACAACACAAUUACCUGGUAUCCUGCAGAAGUUGAGGAAUGUCACCUUUCUUGUAACAUGUUGCUACUUUAAGAAUGUCCUAGAUGCCAUCACACCACUGUCUUUGUCCUUUCAAAGAGGGGACAUCAUGGCUUAUGAAGUUCUGUACCAAGUGCAAAGAACGCAAUCAAGAAUACAAGAUCUGAUUGAUGAGGAGGCCAUAUCUGUAAAAGGAAUCUUAUCAUCCAUUGGCAAUGAAUAUGAUGAAACAGAAUUGACAAUUAGCCGAAGUUUGCCAAAACAGGGACAUACAAGGAGGAACAUUGUUAACAGAGAAUACAACAAGGUAUCAUACACAAACAUGUUCAAACCAACUGGGGCCAUUGAAGCUGUAAAAAGCAUCAAGGAAAAAGUCUUGCCAGAACUGUUGAAAUGUAUGGUUACCAGAUUUUCAAGCUUUGACGCAGAUAUCUAUAGACAUAUGCAAUGGUUAGAUCCUGCAAAUUGGGAUGAAGAUGAUGUGACUGCAGAAGUCAAACCUCUUCUCCAGUUAGCAUCACAUUUCCAGGAAAGAAAAAUGCAUGAAAUCGAUUACUUUGCUGUCAAGAGGGAAUGGAAGGAUUUGAGAAAUGCUGUGAAACAUUUUUACAUUAAUCUGCAGAUGAAACAGUUGUGGCAGAAAAUUAUGACCUACAGAAGAACUGAUUUCCCCAACAUCUGUAGAUUGGUGGAAAUAGUUUUCUGCAAUGGCCCCAGCAACAGCACUGUGGAGGCUGGAUUCAGCCACCUCACUGCCAUGCUAUCGGACAGACGUCUCUCUCUUAGCCACAAAACGAUGGAAGACCUGUUACUGCUUAAAGUGAACCAUCAUAUCUUCACUGACACCGAACAGGAGAAGAUAAUCAUUUCAGCCUUGGAUUCAUUUCUUUCAACCAAAAAACGAAAGUUGAAGCUUGACAACACCCAUCAAACAAAACAACCGUGCAUGGAUCUUGACAUUGAUGAUGAUAUUGGAGUCCAUUUUGGAGUUGAAGUUGAACAAUUGGAAGAUGAUGACAUGUUCAUUGAUAACACUGAAGACUGUGAGCUAGACUAUUUUUCUGAGAGUGAGCCAGAGGAAUGUUUUGAGGUUGAAACUGCAGAAUAAAUUUAAAAAAAACUAACAAUAAAAUAUGCAGUGAAAACAUAUUUUCUUUAUUUCAAUGACUGUGUUAGUAUUAAAUGUAUUAUAAAAGGAACUUCGUUGUUUGCUGAUGGUGCAUCACAUUAAAUCUCUCAACAGACUUCUCCUCAAUCUAGAUAUCUUGGAUCUUUAGUAAGU